Messenger RNA from Erinaceus europaeus (western European hedgehog), 7979 nucleotides. It is a transcript of the gene MAGI1, whose product is annotated as membrane associated guanylate kinase, WW and PDZ domain containing 1. Gene Ontology annotation, molecular function: protein binding. Lineage: Eukaryota; Metazoa; Chordata; Mammalia; Eulipotyphla; Erinaceidae. Gene Ontology annotation, cellular component: cytoplasm. The coding region runs from base 657 to 5183 and encodes 1508 amino acids. The transcript has 24 exons. The record is from RefSeq and is a predicted model, not a curated record. Gene Ontology annotation, biological process: signal transduction.
CGGCUCCUCUAGCCGGCCGCUGCGCUUCGCGGCGCGGAAUAGAAUGAACUGUAACAAAACAAGCCCAGCCUUUGUAUCUGCUUAAAGGGGCCGCAGGCACUUCCCUCCCGUCCUCCCCGGAGCCGGGCUCUGCUAACCGCGUCUCCAGGGCUCCCGGCAACUGACUGGAAGGGCUUCCUUCACCCGCAGCAACAGCCCGCCAGCGAGGAGCGGGAGGCAAAGAGGAGACAGCACAUUUCCAAGAGGCAAGAAAGAAAGGAAAGAAGGUGGCGGUGGUGGUGGUGUGUGUGUGUGGGGGAAGAACACAAAAAUAACCCAAGUGGAGCAGAGUGGACUCUGGUCCCAGAGAGCACGGCCAGGCUCCGGAACGUGGACCGGGAAGCACCGGAAUGCAAACAAAGCUCCAGGUCGCCGGCGCAGGGCUCGCGGAGAAACCCAGAAAGUUUGUUUUAUGAUGGCUUGAGUGCGCGAGUGUGUGCAGAGGAGUGAGGCUGCCAAGUUUCUCUCUCCCGUUGCGUUGUUUGGGAGAGCGAUGCCUCUCCCAUGAUCCAGCGGAGCUCUGGGGCUUUAUGCUGUGGGGGACACCUGUCUCUCACUUUAUUAUUAUUGUUUUUUAUUUUUAGGGAGGGGGGAGGGCAAAGGGGGUGUAACUCAUCAUGUCGAAAGUGAUCCAGAGGAAGAACCACUGGACUAGCAAGGUUCACGAAUGCACUGUGAAGCGGGGACCCCUGGGCGAGCUGGGGGUGACGGUGCUGGGGGGCGCGGAGAACGGGGAGUUUCCGUAUGUUGGAGCCGUGGCGGCGGCGGAGGCGGCGGGGCUUCCCGGUGGUGGCGAGGGCCCCAAGCUGGGCGAAGGGGAGCUGCUUUUGGAGGUGCAGGGGAUCCGGGUGUCCGGCUUGCCCCGCUAUGACGUGCUGGGAGUCAUCGACAGCUGCAAGGAGGCCGUCACCUUCAAAGCCGUCAGACAAGGAGGGAAGCUGACCAAGGACCUGCGACAUUUUCUUAAUCAACGGUUCCAGAAAGGUUCUCCUGAUCAUGAGCUCCAGCAGACCAUAAGGGAUAACCUUUAUCGCCAUGCUGUGCCUUGCACAACCCGAUCUCCAAGAGAAGGAGAAGUGCCUGGCGUGGAUUAUAACUUUCUGACUGUGAAGGAGUUCUUGGACCUUGAGCAGAGUGGGACUCUUCUGGAAGUCGGCACCUAUGAAGGAAACUAUUAUGGAACACCCAAACCUCCUAGCCAGCCAGUCAGUGGGAAAGUGAUCACUACGGAUGCCUUGCAAAGUCUUCAGUCUGGCUCCAAGCAGUCAACCCCAAAGCGAACCAAGUCCUAUAAUGAUAUGCAAAAUGCUGGCAUAGUCCACACUGAGAAUGAGGAGGAGGAUGAUGUUCCUGAAAUGAACAGUAGCUUUACAGCCGAUUCUGGUGACCAGGAAGAGCACACUCUUCAAGAAGCAACACUACUGCCUGUGAAUAGUAGCAUCACCGUUGUUCCCAUCACGGACCCUUCUCAGAAGUUCCCUCAAUACCUACCUCUUUCUGCAGAGGAUAAUUUAGGUCCUCUACCUGAAAACUGGGAGAUGGCCUAUACCGAAAAUGGAGAAGUCUAUUUUAUAGACCAUAAUACAAAAACAACAUCUUGGUUAGACCCUCGGUGCCUGAACAAGCAGCAGAAGCCUCUGGAAGAGUGUGAAGAUGAUGAAGAAGGGGUCCACACCGAGGAGCUGGACAGUGAACUAGAACUACCUGCUGGUUGGGAAAAGAUUGAAGACCCUGUCUAUGGUAUCUACUAUGUAGACCACAUCAACAGGAAGACACAGUAUGAGAAUCCAGUUCUAGAAGCCAAAAGGAAGAAGCAGCUUGAGCAGCAACAGCAGCAGCAACAACAACAGCAACCGCAGCAGCAGCAGCAGCAGCAGCAGCAGCAGCAGCAGCAGCAGCAGCAGCAGCAGCAGCAGCAGCAGCAGCAGCAGCCAGAAGAAUGGACAGAAGACCAUUCAUCGCUUGUGCCUCCCGUUAUUUCAAACCAUCCUCCAAGCAAUCCGGAGCCAAACAGAGAAGCUCCACUUCAGGGCAAACCCUUUUUUACAAGAAACCCUUCUGAGUUGAAAGGCAAGUUCAUUCACACGAAGCUACGGAAAAGCAGUCGUGGAUUUGGCUUCACGGUUGUUGGAGGGGAUGAACCUGAUGAGUUUCUUCAGAUCAAAAGCUUGGUCCUAGAUGGGCCAGCUGCAUUGGACGGCAAGAUGGAAACAGGAGAUGUAAUCGUCAGUGUGAAUGACACCUGUGUUUUGGGACACACACAUGCACAAGUUGUGAAAAUCUUUCAGUCUAUUCCCAUUGGUGCCAGUGUGGACCUUGAACUCUGCCGAGGUUAUCCAUUGCCUUUUGAUCCUGAUGACCCUAAUACAAGCUUAGUCACCUCAGUGGCCAUUUUGGACAAAGAACCAAUCAUUGUGAAUGGACAAGAGACCUAUGAUUCACCAGCUAGUCAUAGCAGUAAAACAGGCAAAGUCAACGGCAUGAAGGAUGCGAGGCCAAGCAGCCCAGCUGAUGUGGCUUCAAAUGGUUCUCAUGGUUUCCCCAAUGACACUGUCUCUUUGGCAUCUUCCAUAGCCACUCAACCAGAACUGAUAACGGUUCAUAUAGUUAAAGGGCCAAUGGGCUUUGGUUUCACGAUUGCAGACAGUCCUGGCGGUGGUGGCCAAAGAGUGAAACAGAUUGUGGACAGUCCAAGGUGCCGAGGUCUAAAAGAAGGGGAUCUUAUAGUGGAAGUAAAUAAGAAGAAUGUGCAGGCGCUAACUCACAACCAAGUUGUGGAUAUGCUGAUUGAGUGUCCAAAGGGAAGUGAGGUCACCUUGUUGGUGCAACGAGGAGGGCUGCCAGUUCCCAAGAAGAGCCCAAAGUCGCAACCACUGGAAAGAAAAGACAGCCAGAAUAGCUCCCAGCACAGUGUUUCCAGCCACCGAAGCCUGCACACGGCAUCACCAAGCCACAACACCCAGGUGCUCCCGGAGUACCCAACUGCAGAGGCCCCAGCUCCAGAUCAAACUGACAGCUCUGGGCAGAAAAAACCAGAUCCUUUUAAAAUCUGGGCUCAGUCCAGGAGCAUGUAUGAAAACCGACCUAUGUCACCUUCGCCUGCAUCGGGAUUGAGCAAGGGAGAAAGAGAGAGAGAAAUCAAUUCCUCGAAUUUUGGAGAAUGUCAGAUUCCAGAUUACCAAGAACAAGACAUCUUCCUCUGGAGAAAAGAGACUGGCUUUGGAUUUAGGAUUCUGGGUGGGAAUGAACCAGGAGAACCUAUUUAUAUUGGUCACAUUGUUCCACUGGGUGCUGCUGAUACAGACGGCCGCCUGAGGUCUGGGGAUGAAUUAAUCUGUGUGGAUGGGACACCAGUAAUUGGAAAAUCACACCAACUUGUGGUCCAACUUAUGCAACAAGCUGCCAAGCAAGGCCAUGUCAAUCUCACGGUGCGGCGUAAAGUGGUAUUUGCAGUCCCCAAAGCAGAGAACGAGGUGCCCUCACCAGCCUCUUCACACCACAGUAGCACCCAGCCAGCCUCGCUGACGGAGGAGAAGCAUACCCCGCAGGGGAGCCAGAAUUCCUUGAACACCGUGAGCUCAGGCAGUGGUAGCACCAGUGGGAUCGGCAGCGGCGGGGGCGGUGGCAGUGGUGUGGUGAGCACUGUGGUGCAGCCCUACGAUGUGGAGAUUCGGCGCGGAGAGAACGAGGGCUUCGGCUUUGUCAUCGUGUCUUCGGUGAGCAGGCCGGAAGCAGGCACGACUUUCGCAGGCAAUGCAUGUGUGGCUAUGCCUCACAAAAUAGGUCGGAUUAUUGAGGGGAGUCCUGCUGACCGAUGUGGCAAGCUGAAAGUAGGAGACCGGAUCUUGGCAGUAAAUGGAUGUUCCAUCACCAACAAAUCACAUUCAGACAUUGUCAACCUAAUCAAGGAAGCAGGAAACACAGUUACCCUCCGCAUCAUUCCUGGGGAUGAAUCUUCGAAUGCCACUUUGCUUACCAAUGCUGAGAAGAUUGCCACCAUCACUACAACACACACCCCCUCUCAGCCAGGGGCCCAGGAGACUAGGAAUACCACAAAACCAAAGCCAGAAUCUCAGUUUGAGUUCAAAGCACCUCAGGCAAUACAGGAGCAAGAUUUUUACACUGUGGAACUGGAAAGAGGAGCAAAGGGAUUUGGCUUUAGUCUUCGUGGGGGUCGAGAGUAUAACAUGGACCUUUAUGUUCUGCGCUUAGCAGAGGAUGGUCCUGCAGAACGGUGUGGCAAGAUGAGGAUUGGAGAUGAAAUUUUAGAGAUCAAUGGCGAGACCACCAAAAAUAUGAAGCAUUCUCGCGCUAUAGAACUGAUAAAGAAUGGUGGCCGCAGAGUGCGUCUGUUUCUGAAGCGAGGAGACGGCUCAGUACCAGAAUAUGACCCAAGCAACGACCGCAACGGCCCCUGCACCGCUCCACAAGGUGUUCCGGAAAUGAGGGCUGGGCCACUUGACCACCGCCAGCGUCCAUCAUUGGAGUCCAGUUAUUCACCCGAUCUUCACAAAUCAUCACCACAUGGGGAAAAGAGGGCACAUGUGAAAGAUCCAAAAGGCAACGGAGAGUAUAGCAGGCAACCCAAUGAACAUCACACAUGGAACGGAACUUGUAGAAAACCUGAUAGUGGGACAUACAGACCCAAGGACCGGAUGCCAGAGGGGCGAAGAGAAGCACAACCUGAGAGAAUGGUGACCAAUGGUCCCAAGAAGAGAUCUCCAGAGAAGCGGAGGGAGGGCACCCGAAGUGCUGACAAUACUUUGGAAAGGAGAGAGAAGCAUGAGAAAUGGAGAGAGAUUUCUCCAGAGAAGAGAAGAGAGAGGUCACCAACCCGCAGAAGAGAUAGUUCACCCAGUCGUCGUAGGAGGUCUCUUGAAAGACUGUUAGAUCAGAGAAGAUCUCCAGAUCGAAGGAGAGGCAGCUCACCUGAGAGGAGAGCAAAAUCCACUGACCGGAGACGAACACGGUCCCCUGAACGGAGGAGAGAGCGAUCACUUGAGAAAAGAAACAGAGAGGACAAAGUGAGCCACCGGGAGAGGGAAGAGACAAGUCAGAAGCAGGAUGUGGGCAGAAGUUCCAGACAUCCCCCAGAGCAGAGAAGGCGACCUUACAAAGAAUGUAGCACUGACCUCAGUAUCUGAGACACUGAAUCACAUUCCAACCUUUACCAUGUCAAAGGUUCUAAGAGAAAGGCCACAAACCUGAAGUGAUUUCAUUUCUUACCUAGAGAAGCAUCUGAUUCCUGGUGACCCUAUGAAUAGCAACAAACAUUUAUGCAUUUGAAAUCUUAUAAGAAAAGAUAUAUAUGAAAAGUGUGCCUGAUGUAUAAUAUUAAAGAAAGUAUUUUUAAAUGCAUAUUUUUUGAAGAUUAUUUGCCAAAUGCUGCCCCAAAGGAAUAUGAAUUUUGUUUCUACACAGACUGUAGAAUUGCCAAGAACUGUUCCCUUUGGGGGCAGUCUUUAUCUCUCCUGGUAAAAUGAGGCUGUUGAUGAUUUUUCUCUAAGCAAGGGAAAUCAUUGAUUAAGUUUAAUUAAUUUGACAUAAACCAUGUAGUGGUAUAGUGUGAUAAUUGUAGUUAGUUUUUGCAAAGGUUAUAUUUGUAAAAGUUGAGGAUUCGUGGGAUGGAUUACAAUUUCUGAUAAUCCCAAAAUUAUGCAAACUGUAUGAAGAUACUACUAUUGGGAAUGAAGGAUAUUUAUAGAUAAACUGUACAGCACAAAAAAAGUAUGCUCUCAAGUUACAAUUGGUUCAGAAAAGUUUGUUCUCUCUGGCCAUAGAAAGGCACAGAGAGAAGGUUGACCUCCAUUAGCACAGAUGGUCAAGUUCAUUAGCAUCAUCAACAUCUAACAAGAUCUUAUUAAGGCAGUGCCAUCAGAGCUUUGCUCAGCUACUUGAGGGGAUGGACAAUAAGCACUCUGUGUUGACUUGUUUGAUUUGAAAUUGAAUGGUAGAUGGAAUAUACCCAGUAUGAAGGAGCCAUAGGAAUCCCUAGUAGAGAAAAUGUAUUCCCAUUUAACUUAACAAUAAACUAUGUCAGCAUAAGCUCAUGGUUUUCCUUUGUAAAUGCAAGAAGGAGGGGAUUAGUGUUGGUUUUAGAAGGAACUUCUCUGUUGAUAUUUCUUAAAGUGAGAGUUUGGGGCUACUAAUUCUUAAAAACGCCAAUUUCUCUUUGAACUCAUACAGGGAGAAAAAGAAGGCAGGAAAGGCGGUGGGGAGGAAGGGUGAGUCUCCAGGAUAAUUGAAGAGGGAAAAAAAGGAUAAGAUCCCGUUGAUUCUAGAUCUAGUUGCAAACCUGCCCUCAUGAACCUGUCAUUUUAGUCUUUGCACAGCAUAAUAAGAUAAUCAAUUUUUAUUUUAAAAGGCCCAUUCUUUCUGCAGUCCCACAAGUGCGGUUGGGUCAGCUGUAGCUCCAAGAUGGUUAAGAUGGAUUAUUGCCUAGCUGAGCCAAAACGUUUGCUUGUACCUGGUGGAUCACUACAGCAAACUGCUGCUUACAAUUUCUGUAGUACUGUUUUUCAUUUUCCAUAUAGACACAAAACUUUGCAAGUCAAUCACUGUUGUUCUAGGGUACUGUUUAAAAAAGGAAAAAAUAAAAAAGAGAGAGAAGACCAGCAAAUUAUUGUGUACAGAGUUAAAAUUGUAAUUAAGAGCCUGUUAAAAAAAAAAAACAACAACUGUUGCCUUUUUUUCUUUGUAUAAAAGAGAAUUUAUGAAAAAAAUUCUAGCUGUGAGGAAUGUGGUAUGUGUUUAUAUUUCUGAAUAUAGAACAAAUUCAUUCAUUGGGAUAUAUUUUAAUGUAAACUAAAAUCAGGUAUGUAAAUUUGUUUUAAAGGGAGACUAUAAGUAAUUCUCUAAAGCUUUAGUUCAGUUGAAUAUCAUCAUUUCCUCCACAGUGAGCCUGCUUGUGAAUUAUUGUUUGUAUUCUCUGUUCUUCAUUCAUUUCUUGCAGUGUGCUAUGGACUUAAUGCUCUUUCUGUAUUGAUGAAAAGCAGUAUGUGGGCCAAUCUUUUAUAAAACACUAUGCAUAUAUAAAUAUUACAUUGUUCAUAGCUUUAUUUGACUUAUGGGUUUAUAUAUAACAUUAGAAUGAGUAGAUGUAGUUGUGUGAACAUUCACAGAACAAGUUCCUUUCCUGGGACAUGCACAAUGAACAUUCUAUAACUAAAAGAGAGGAAAAAAAUUCUGACUGCUAUUUUCAUUAUCAAAGUUUUCCAUACACAGCAUACACAGAGCUGUAGUAGUAUGGCUGAAAGAGAGUACAACUGAAUAAUGAUGUUCUUUUUCAUUAAUUUCCUACGAGCCAACUUGGGAAUUUUACUCCUCAGGCUUCACUGCUAAGAUUUUUUUUCACUAUUUCUAUCAAAAUCUGUGAUGUUAAGUGAUUGCAGCUUUCAGUUGGGAACCAGAAGUUUAAGUGAAAACAAAGUAGUUUUUUUUUUGAGCACAUCCUGAAGUUAAUAUCUUGCUGUCUUUUUUUUUUUUUUUUAUCAUAGAUGAUAUUUGACAUUUUUUAAAUUUGUGUACCAUCUACAUGGUCUUAUCUUGGUUUGGAAAGACUUUUGGUGUGGCAGUUUCACCUGAGUCCCAACACCCUAAGUAUCUGAUUUGCUUUGGGAAUAUUGUACUGUAUGGCUACUCUACAUUAAGCAGGAAGAUAAAAGUUUACUUUAAACUACUGUAACCUUAAAUUGGAGACUAAUUCUUGUGACCCUGUUUUCCCUAACCCCACUUCAUGUAAAUGCCUUGAUGAAUAUUUUUGUAUGAUUAAAUCAAAUCAUUUAGGAAUUCUCUCCCACCCAAUACAUAGCUGAUACCCAGAAGAAUGUGUGUGGGGGGGGUCAAUACCCUACUUGUAUUUUUUAAGUUUCUUUUGUGAAAGAUUUUUUAAUGCAUUUUUACUGUAAAAAUACAUGGAAAUGUAUGCAUUCCAUAACCAG